CAGCGGCGGUCCAGUGGAUAUGUUUCGUUUGACUGGUGGCAAUGUAUUGGUUGUUACAUCGGGACGAUAGACUGACAUCUUACUCGUAGAUAACGUAGUGACCAAGUGCCAACUGUUGCUAUGUGUUACUUCGACCAGACUCGAUGGACGUGCGGCUAUUGGCGGUGGGGGCACUUCAGACAACAAUGUCCCAAGGAGUAUCGUACAGGCGAAACAUGCGGUCUCAAACUGAUCAUGUCUACACAUGACGAUCCGGACAUCUGCAAAAUCUGCAAGGAUAUAGAGAAGAAGCAACGAAAGUACAACAAGCUUGAGAGCGAUGUAUACCGAUGGCAAAGAGAGGGGAACCGAAACGCGUCGAUCGAGAAGGCUCAACGAGAUAUGACCGAGGUGUCGACUGCGAUCUAUACCAUGCAGCAACAGCACUGGGACCGAACGCGGGCUAUCGCUUGAUACGUGUGUCGGCAAUGGCGAAGAGCAAGGAUGCGGUUAUUUGUGUUGAUGGUGUUCAAAGAGUCAGAGGAUUAGUGUUUGACUAUUGCGGAAUCCAAGACAGAGAAGGGGGUGAAAGAUUCAAAAGAAAAAAAAAAGAGAAAGGGAAGAAAUAAACCCUUCCCCCCUCCCCCAAAUACGGCUGAAGCCUAUAAGCCCCUGAAA
Messenger RNA from Truncatella angustata, 657 nucleotides. RefSeq lists its product as uncharacterized. Bases 121 to 453 code for a protein of 110 amino acids. The transcript has a single exon. Lineage: Eukaryota; Fungi; Ascomycota; Sordariomycetes; Amphisphaeriales; Sporocadaceae. The record is from RefSeq and is a predicted model, not a curated record.